Messenger RNA from Sphaerodactylus townsendi, 936 nucleotides. Its product is annotated as olfactory receptor 10A7-like. Gene Ontology annotation, biological process: G protein-coupled receptor signaling pathway. Bases 1 to 936 code for a protein of 311 amino acids. The transcript has a single exon. Gene Ontology annotation, cellular component: membrane. The record is from RefSeq and is a predicted model, not a curated record. Lineage: Eukaryota; Metazoa; Chordata; Lepidosauria; Squamata; Sphaerodactylidae. Gene Ontology annotation, molecular function: olfactory receptor activity; G protein-coupled receptor activity.
AUGAAGUGGAGAAACCAAACUGUGAUGACUGAAUUUAUACUUGUUGGGUUUUCCAGCAUGCCAAAUGUAGAGCUGCUUCUGUUCCCCCUUCUUUUGGUAAUGUACAUUGCAACGGUGGCAGGGAACAUCCUCAUUAUUGUCAUCACCUUGGUGGACCCUGCCCUCCAGUCACCCAUGUACUUCUUUCUGAGAAACCUGGCUUUCAUUGAGAUCUGCUUCACUUUGGACACAGUUCCCCAAAUGCUGCUCAACCUACUGAUGAAGAACAAAAGUAUCUCCUUUGUUGGUUGUGCCAUUCAAAUGUACUGCUUCUUCCACUUUGGGUGUGCCGAAUGUUUCCUCUUAGCCGCCAUGUCCUAUGACCGCCAUGUUGCCAUCUGCAACCCCCUGCGCUACGCCACUGUCAUGAACAGGACCUUCUGCCACAAGCUGCUGGGUGGAGUCUGGGUGAUUGGAAUUCUGGUCUCACUGCUGCAAUCAGCUUGGAUCUUCAAUCUACCUUUUUGUGGUUACAACAAAGUCAAUCAUUUCUUCUGUGAUGCACCACCGGUAUUGAUGCUAGUCUGUACUGACACCUACCAAUACGAGAUGCAAUCCAUCGGCUCUACGCUGGUGUUCCUGAUGUUCCCUUUUGUGCUCAUCUUGAUCUCCUAUGUCCAUAUCCUAACCACCAUCCUCAAAAUGUCUACAGCCGCGGGUAGAAGCAAGGCCUUCUCUACUUGCUCAUCCCAUCUCAUUGUGGUGACUUUGUCUUAUGGGAGUGGGAGCCUCGUCUAUCUAAGACCCAAAUCCAGCUAUUCACCUGAAGUUAAAAAAAUGCUGUCUCUGCUCUAUACGAUUGUGACACCUAUGCUUAAUCCUAUUGUCUACUCUCUGAAGAACUAUGAAGUCAGGGAAUCCCUUAAAAGAACUCUAGGAGAGAAACUCUUUUUAUAG